Ectocarpus sp. CCAP 1310/34 is the source of this 348-nucleotide messenger RNA. The record is from the annotation of a GenBank genome assembly. NCBI's taxonomy places the organism in Eukaryota, Phaeophyceae, Ectocarpales, Ectocarpaceae.
AUGGGAGAACCCUACUACAUAUACGGUGACCCUGCAUACCAGGCGUCGCCGUGGCUUAUGGCGCCUUUCCGGGGGGUGCUGACCGCCCUAGCAGAGGCAUUCAACCCGGAAAUGAGCGCCGUCAGGGUGUCCGUCGAGUGGGGGUUUGGGCGAGUUGUGGCCUUGUGGUCUUACAUUGAUUACCAAAAGAAGCAGCAAGUAGGUCUAAGCGCGUGUGGCCUUGGGAAGCAGUACAAGGUAGCUGGCAUCCUGACGAACUGCCAAUGCUGCUUCUACCCCAACCAAACGUCGACGUUCUUUGGUGUGCCUCCGCCCUCUCUCCGCGCCUAUCUUGUUGAAAAGGGUUGA